This is a messenger RNA of Laetiporus sulphureus 93-53, 3316 nucleotides long. RefSeq lists its product as uncharacterized. The record is from RefSeq and is a predicted model, not a curated record. Bases 176 to 3127 code for a protein of 983 amino acids. The transcript is spliced from 9 exons. Lineage: Eukaryota; Fungi; Basidiomycota; Agaricomycetes; Polyporales; Laetiporaceae.
UGCUCAGACCACGUUCAAAUGGCUCAUUGAAGGUUCUCAGCUGUGUUGGAAGACGCAUAAUGUUCAGGAAUAUGGCUUCCAGUGGACAUAAUGAGUAUCCACUGUCCGAUCGCUCAUACAGCAUUUCGUGUUCCCUCCUUUUCGUCGGCCAAUUCAAUACUCCCAUCGCCUCGCAAUGUCCCGCGCAUACGAUGCGUCUUCCGAGAUAUUCUCCCUUUACUCGCACCCUAUGACGCGGGCAAGCUCGGUCACCGAUGAUUCCGACCCUCUGGUGACGCCCAUGGAUGAAGCUACCAUUAUCCAAGGUUCAAAGUCCAACUUUUCUGGAGGGAAGACUUCUGGCGAUUUUGUCCGCGUCCGAUCGCUUAGUCCCGAGCCAUCACGAUGCCUCCCCAGGGAGACGCGCCUCGAAGUGCUUCAUGAGGUCGGCGAGCCGGAUAUGGAGCCUUAUGGACCAUAUUUCUCCCUUCCACGCGACCCGACGUCUACUUCGAGCGGCCUUACACGACGGCGGACGACCAAGGAGCUGAUUGGGCGGUUUGAGUCGAUGACGCCUGGCGCAGAGACGAGAUCGACCGACCCUAGGACACUGGAGCAGAAGGCCCGCCCUGGUGCAUAUCCUGCGAUUGAGAAGAAGGAGAAGGGCCGCUCGCCUCUCCGCCAGUCUAUCCGUAACAUUCUUUCCGUGUUCAGGAAGAAGUCCUCUGUCAGCUAUACACGUCCUGCGAUUUCUGAGCAAGUGGAUGUUUUCUCGUCGAUACCAGUGGAUUCAUCGUCUCGAUAUCCUCCGUUCGUGCAGACAUCCAAGCCGGAACGAAUUGAUGACUCGACGAACUUUAGCAUCUGCACCACUCCGUUAGAACCGGCACAUGCGCGUCAUUCUGGCUCUCUUCUCCAUCUAUCGCCAUCCGCUUCUCCCGAUAUGCAUCCAGUGUGGACGAACUGCAACGUUACGCUUCAUUCGACUCACAUCCUCCUUACGUGGCAUACGCAUCACGGCAACCCACACACAAACGUCAUCUCAUUCAAGGCCUGUGUGGAUGUUCGGUCUCUGACUCAGCUUGACUUGGACCCGAAUGAAAGAGCUCUGUUACCAUCGGAUGCAGGAGAAAUGAAAUUGUUCGAAUUGUUGUUCGAGGGCAGACCCCGGGAGACGUUCGCGGCAAAGUCUGUCCAUGAGAGAGCAACGUGGGUCAGCAAAAUAUGGGAUGCGAUUCUACAAGCACAAGAAGAGAGGACAGAAGCUUCAAGUAUGGCUGCCGCCCAAAUCAUGUCAGAGAUCAACGCAGCCGCAGACAACCUACCUGUCACUCCAUAUCGCCAGAAUAUCCAUUUAUCAGUUUGUGAAACACCAGCGGCCACUCCCUCGUCGAAGCUGAACGUCAACCGUGCUCUACCUAGCAUUCCAACUACCACAUCAGACAGCCCAGCUCCGCGGCUUUCAUUACAGAUUCCAUCCAGUACACGUUCCUCUCCAUCUCCUGCGCUUUCUCCGCUUCCAAGGCCGCCGACGACUCCGACCAGGCCGUCUUCUCUGCUUUCGCCUUCGACACCGACAAGAACGCAGAGUCCCUCGAUCCGGAAUCUCGAUCAGCGCUCGAUGGUCAAGCAGCUUCUGGCACAGCUCGAGAGAGGGGAAUCACCCUCUUCUCCUGUGCGUUCCUCUCCUGCCUCCAUCGGAUCUCCUACUCCUAUGCGUGCUCGAAACGCAGCGGACACAGGAUCGACUAAUCCUUGCGCAAGUCCCGCUUCGAGCGUGGGUGCCUCUUCGAUACUUGAUUCGUAUGGCGGGCCGCGUGUUACGUCAUCUCUCUCAGCAUAUUCGGAUCGCUUGACAUCUGCACCGUACAGUCCGCGUCCGCUCUCAGCGAAUUCAGAUCGUUUAACGUCGGAGCCUUCUAGCGCAAGGACGCCGACAGCUUCCAAUGAACGUUGGAGGCCGGCGAUGAAGCAAUCCACUCUACAUGAACCUUCCGCUCUUGAUACGACUGUCAUAUCGCCCGCUUCCAGGUAUUCCACGGACGAUACUUCCCAGAUCGGCCCGCCUACAUCAGCAGAUCUCCCUGCAUCCGUUCUGCAGGAAGCUGAUCCGCAACCUAGUCGUCGUCCUAUCAUAAGGUUAGAUACGGACACCAGCGCGUGGAAGCCGCCUGUGGUACUUCGUGACGAGCCGCCAAACCCGCAUCCGGAUCCGAUAAACAUCGAGCUGCAGAGCAUGGUAAAGGCUGUAGGACAGUCCGUGAGCCACCUUCGAGGACAAUCCGAGGUUGAUGGCACUACCAUAAAGGAUAUACGUCUUAGGGUGAACCAGAUCCUGGAGGAGAUCCGACGUAGACCCGCGCAAGAUGUGCAACCCACGGUGGAUUUGUCUAGCAUCACGGAGCAGCUGGAGACGUUGCGUUCAGAGUUGCGGACUGUUCAACAAGCAGCUCCGUCAGCUGCCGCUGAGCCUGCCGGGUUGUCAGAUAUGCACGCGAAGAUGGAUAAGCUGAUUGCGUUCUAUGACAACCUAGAGGGCAGUCAUAGUCUCUCUUCUCAGAGAGAGGAGCCAAGCGCAGAAAUAAACCAACAAAUUGAAGAAAUUUUGUUACUAUUACAGAAUGCGCAAGAUCAAUGGGCAAAGCAGAACGAGCAGCAGACAGACAGUGUACGAUACCUCAAUGAGUUGAACACUUGGCUCGAAGCCUUCGUCAACCACGGAACUUCCCACAUCGAGAGCGUCGCCGCGGGCAUCCAGCAGCUGUGUAAGGACCUCGGUCCCAUACCAGAGCUGGCAGAAUCUGCCGAAGGCGAAGAGCCGCGAUCGUCAGGCACCCUCCUGGGAGAUAUCCGCAGGCUGCUGAUCGAGAACCAGAGUCGUGAAGAGCAGUCUACGGCGUUGCAUGCGUCCGUCAAUGGGUUAAUCGCUGCUGUUCAGGAAGACCUACGCAAGAACGCAGAGGCUCGAAAUAUGCUUACAACUGAAUCUGUGGUUGGCCUUAUAGAUAGGCAGAGGCAGGAUCAUGAACGGAUGUUGCGUACUCUUGGCACUGCUUUCCAACGAGAUCCGUGGGGAACGGUUGAGGUUCGUGGAAGCGAUGAAAGAAGCUACCGCCAUCAACGUACAAAUCCAUGUCGAGGAGUUUAAGAAAGAGCUGACCAGAGAAGUCCUCCUGAUGACGCAAGAGGUUGGCCGAUUGCAGCGAGAACGUCAGGGACUAGAGCAGCAGAUCGCAGAUCUGUUCGCAUUUUACGCCAAACAGAAACAAGUUGGCGCGCUCCUGCAAUCCUCGACGCGGCAAAAUAUGCAGGGUCAGCCUCGUCAUCAACAGCUGCA